Messenger RNA from Dermochelys coriacea (leatherback sea turtle), 533 nucleotides. It is a transcript of the gene FMC1, whose product is annotated as formation of mitochondrial complex V assembly factor 1 homolog. The transcript is spliced from 2 exons. Gene Ontology annotation, cellular component: mitochondrion. Lineage: Eukaryota; Metazoa; Chordata; Testudines; Dermochelyidae. The record is from RefSeq and is a predicted model, not a curated record. The coding region runs from base 84 to 425 and encodes 113 amino acids.
UCCCAUUGGCUGAUUGGUGAGGCGGCUGCACCCCAUUGGCUGAGGGCACAGAGAGACGGGCGCAGAAGGGGAAGAUCAAGAAGAUGGCGGGUCUGGGCUCGCCGCUCCGUACCCUACGGAGCCUCGUUCGGGAGCUGCGCUACGUGAGCGCCCAGGCGGGCCGCCCCUACCGGGACACAGCGGCCUAUGGGCACCUCAGGGAGGCCUUCCGCGCCCACCGGGUCACCAGUGAGAAACUCUGCAGGGCCCAGCAUGAGCUGCAUUUCCAGGCUGCUACGUAUCUCUGUCUGCUGCGCAGUGUCCGUCGACACCUAGCGCUUCACCAAGAGUACCACGCCAAAGGAGAGCGCUCCACUGAGGAAGCUGCUGGCCUUGUGGGCCUUAAACUGCCUCAACAGCCAGGAGGGAAAGGAUGGGAUUCAUAGGGAGGGAAGAGUUCGCUAGAAUGUUUGCCGCUCACAAGGACUUAAAAAUGACAUUUGCUUGUUACAAUUCUUAUUUAUUGUUAAAUAAAACAGUUUAUUGAAACUUCA